AUGGAAUUUAAUUCGCCGCAGCCAGAGCACGCACAAUUACACAUUCACCCUAAAGGUGCAGCCCGGCUGCUGGGAAAACUGCACGCGGAGGGUCGCGUGAUGCACCACGAAGAUAACGAGGAAAGCGGGGGCGGGGAGGGACGGCUGAUUCCGUCACCGCCGCUGUCACCACGAGUCGGGCCGGGAGAGAGCGGGGCGGCGGUGGGACGGGAUGCCGGAGCACUUGUUGUGACGCCGAGCUGGGCUCCAGGCAUGACUUCAAAGCGGUAUCGAUACGCGACACAUGGGUUUCUUGCGCAGUACCGACUAAUGGGCUACGGCGGCGGCGCCAGGCCGAAGAAAACGGGGCUUGCGCGGCGGCCACGGUAUAACAAGACAUAUGCCUCGGGGUCCGACCUGGAAAAGGUGUACCGCACGCGGCGGGUGACCAAGAACACAGGCACGCCCGCUGUGGAGGGUUCGCUGUCGCCAAUGGCGGGGUUUGCGCGGCCAUCGCCGCGGGCGAACCGCAAGAAGAGGGCGCACCCCCACGUCUCGGGCCACACGCAGACUACCCCGCUUGCGUCUGCCAAGGAGGUGCACUCUGCGCCCACGUAUGUGCCCAAUAUGAGCUGGGAGAAACUUCCCGACUACUCGCCGCCAUUGUCGACGCUCCCCUCAAACAACAACACAAAGUGUCUCAAAGUUGAAUGGAAGGGCUCUUCAAUGGACCUAUCGAACGACCCGUUGCGCCAUAAACUCCACCCGGCCGAAUUGGUGUUGGCUCAGACGUUGCGGCUACCUUGUGACCUAUACCUAGAUUCUAAACGCAGACUUUUCUGUGAAAAGGUACAUCGCUUAAAGCAAGGCAUGCCCUUCCGGAGGACAGAUGCGCAGAAGGCUUGCCGAAUCGACGUCAACAAAGCAUCCCGCUUGUUUGCGGCUUACGAGAAGAUUGGUUGGCUAGAUGACGACAAUUUUGCGAAAUAUUUGUGA
Messenger RNA from Eremothecium gossypii ATCC 10895, 975 nucleotides. RefSeq lists its product as uncharacterized. The transcript has a single exon. The record is from RefSeq and is marked provisional. Gene Ontology annotation, cellular component: SAGA-type complex; nucleus. Gene Ontology annotation, molecular function: chromatin binding; transcription coactivator activity; protein binding. The coding region runs from base 1 to 975 and encodes 324 amino acids. Gene Ontology annotation, biological process: chromatin remodeling; regulation of transcription by RNA polymerase II. Lineage: Eukaryota; Fungi; Ascomycota; Saccharomycetes; Saccharomycetales; Saccharomycetaceae.